Messenger RNA from Rotaria sp. Silwood1, 1932 nucleotides. The record is from the annotation of a GenBank genome assembly. Lineage: Eukaryota; Metazoa; Rotifera; Eurotatoria; Philodinida; Philodinidae.
AUGCCAGUAAAAAAAAGAGCCUCUUUGGGAAGAAGUACAUCAGCUGCAAGAAGAAUGGCAGCAACAAGAGCAGCUGAAGAUUCUGAAGACGCACGCACUCGACUUGAUGGUCAACGUGCAAGACAAGCAGCUUCAAGAGCAGCUGAAUCUCCAGAACGGAGACAAAGUCGACGGGAAGAUGAUCGAGCCAGACAUGCAGCUUCACGAGCAGCUGAGAAUCCCAUACAGAGACGGACUCGAAGUGAAGAUCAGCGUAGACGACAAGCAGCCUCAAGGGCAGCGCAAUGGACAUUUAUGGAAGGGGAAGCGUUUCGGUAUGAUCCAGCCAAUAACUAUGACAGCCAUCCUCAACUUAAUAUUGGACAAAUGAGCGAUGUUUGUCCAUACUGUAAUGCCCUCAAGUGGCAUGCAGAAACACGAGGUAUGUGCUGUUCUGGUGGGAAAGGCAGUGAUCAGGCAGUGUUCGGUUUGGGAAAAGAUGGAGCACCAGUUGAUGAAAUUAGUAACUACCAGUUAGGUAGAUACAUCAGUAGCAAUGAAGCAGUCUGGCGAAUCUUGGAUUUUCCAAUUCACGAACGAUAUCCAACCGUUGUUCAUUUGGCUGUUCAUUUGGAAAAUGGUCAACGCAUUUAUUUCACCGAAGAUAAUGUUCAUGAGAAAGUUAAUGAACCACCAAGAACAACACUAACAGCAUUUUUCUUACUCUGCCAGAAAGACGACUUUGCCAAAACGCUGUUGUACUGUGAUAUUCCAAAAUACUACACAUGGAACGCGUCUGAAAAAAUGUUUAAGCGACGUGUUCAAGGAACUGCUGUGCUUGGCUAUCCAGACAUUAGAGAAGGAGAUGCAUUGGGUCGUGUUUACACUGUGCAUCCUAAUAAUUUCGAAUGCUUUUUCCUACGACUCUUACUUCAUGUGGUCAGAGGCCCUACUUCAUUUGAAGCUCUUCGAACUGUAAACGGUCAGAUCUGUGCAACAUUUCGUGAAGCGUGUCAAUUACAUGGAUUACUGGAAGAUGAUCAGCAAUGGGAUGCCACCAUGUCCGAAGCAGCUGCAGCUCAAUCGCCAGCAAGAUUAAGAAAUCUAUUUGCUCUUAUACUAGCUGUUUGUGGACCAUCCAAUCCAAAACAAUUAUGGGAGUCGUACAAAGAAAGCUUGACUGAAGACAUUCUGAGAAAUGCUCGCAGGCAAAAUCCUGGAAUGAAUUUGGAUUAUACACCAGAUAUGUUUAAUCAAGCACUGAUUAUUAUUGAAAAUAAAGUUUUAGAGAUGGGUGGCAAAGAACUUGAGAAAUUAGAGCUCCCAACUCCUCAACGAAAUUCGGGUGAUCGAUUAAACAGUGCAAUGCUCAGAGAAACAAGUUAUGAUGUGAAAGAGUUGGAUGCUUAUAUAACAGCAAAUGAGCCACUGUUGGUGCCCGAUCAGAGAGCUGCAUACAAUGCGAUUUUGAAUCAGAUCGAGAAGAAAGCUGGUGGAAUAAUCUUCCUUGAUGCACCUGGUGGAACAGGAAAGACAUUUGUCAUUAAUUUGUUAUUGGCUAAAAUCCGGCAUCAGUCAAAGAUUGCGAUUGCGGUCGCCUCUUCCGGUAUCGCUGCUACGCUGCUUCAAGGUGGCUGUACUGCGCACUCGACAUUAAAGUUACCUCUUAAGUUUUUGGAAAAUCAAACUCAUCUCUGUAGUAUUACCAAAGGAACUGGCGAAGCAAAGGUUCUGCAAGAAUGUGAACUUAUUGUAUGGGAUGAGUGCACAAUGGCUCAUAGGUAUGCAUUAGAAGCUUUGAACCAUACUUUACAAGAUCUUCGUAAUAAUGGGAAGAAUAUGGGUGGAGUAGUUGUACUUAUUGCUGGCGAUUUUAGGCAAACAUUACCAGUUAUUCCAAAGGGUAUCAUGGCUGAUGAGCUUAAAGCUUGUUUGAAAUCUGCGUAUCUUUGA